AUGUCGUCCCCGCUAGUGCACCAUGAGCCGCGCACGCUCUCGUCCCCCGUCGUGCCACAGACGCGCAUGGGCAAGGGGCGCGCUCAGACGGACCCCAGCAUGAACGCGACAUCAACCCUGGCACGGGGGCUGUCGUGGAGGAGAAGGGGAUCCGUGGCUAGUAAUACCAGCGCUAAGGGGAAAGAUAAGAAGGUCGAGGAGGGCGCACCGAGUCCGAGGCGCGUGCAACGAUCGCAAACCGUGACGGUGGCGGAGCUGGACCGCCCGCACUCCCCUGGGUGCCACGUUCUGCCAGCUUUCUUCUGA
Molecule: messenger RNA, 306 nt
Organism: Gloeophyllum trabeum ATCC 11539
Lineage: Eukaryota; Fungi; Basidiomycota; Agaricomycetes; Gloeophyllales; Gloeophyllaceae
Exons: 3
Coding region: 1-306 (101 amino acids)
Source: RefSeq, a predicted model, not a curated record